This is a messenger RNA of Gasterosteus aculeatus aculeatus (three-spined stickleback), 872 nucleotides long. RefSeq names its product claudin 10c (gene cldn10c). Gene Ontology annotation, molecular function: structural molecule activity. NCBI's taxonomy places the organism in Eukaryota, Metazoa, Chordata, Actinopteri, Perciformes, Gasterosteidae. Gene Ontology annotation, cellular component: membrane; bicellular tight junction. The record is from RefSeq and is a predicted model, not a curated record.
UCCGUGUAGAGACUCGACUUGGAGACAGCCAUGAGUUACAGGACUGUGGUGAUGUACGUGGAGAUCGGCUGCUUUGUUGUCUGCGUAACGGGAUGGAUCCUGGUGUGUUCCACGAUGCCCACAGAGAUCUGGACAUGGUCUGAGGUAGACAGCAUAGUGUUGACCACCUCAAACUACUUCUCCAACCUGUGGAAGGAUUGUGUAUCAGAUUCGACCGGAGUAUCCGACUGCAAGGGAAUUCCCUCAAUGCUUGCUCUGAACUGGGACAUUCACAUGUGCCGGGCUCUCAUCAUCAUCGCUAUUAUCCUGGCUUUCUUUGGAUCAGUUCUGGUUUUAGUGGGAAUGAAGUGCACGAAGGUUGGUGGAUCAGAGAUCGUUAAUGCGAGAGUGACCUUCGCUGGGGGCAUGAACUACCUUAUUGGAGGGUUGUGUUCCAUGAUCGCAUUUUCCUAUUAUGGAAACAAAAUCAGAGCUGAAUUUCAAAACCCAAACUACAGAGCUCAAAAAUUUGAAAUAGGCGUCGGUGUCUUUAUCGGUUGGGCGGGUUCCAGCUUGCUUGUUGUUGGAGGCCUUAUUUACAGUACAGUUGCUGGGAGGGAAGGGUGCAACUCAAGCUCAAAAGGACACCCCAACUACCACGUCCCUAACGCCUACAAGGUUGUUGCCUCAAAAAAAAAUGUUUCUUUAGCGCGCACGGUGACCAGCGGAAGCAGCGAAUCUGGGACCACCAGUGGCGGCAGCAGCAGCAUCUCUGGGAUCACUAGUUCUACCGCAACAACAACUACAGAUUCAUAUGUGUGACCUCUUUCAAAUAUUCUGUGUACCUGUACUUGUAUGUGAAAUAAACUGUGUGUGUGGCUUUAUUUCCAUAA